AUGGCCGCCCCCGCCGCCUUCUGCCGGAGCCCGCUCGCCUGGCUCUUCGCGCUCGCCGCCGCGCUCUUCUUCUUCUCCUGGUACCUCCUCCUCGACUCCGCCGCGGGCCCAGCCGCCGCCCGCCGCCCCAACCAGUGGCUCCGCGCCGGCGGCGGGCGGCGCCCCGGCGGCCCCGGUAGGAAAUGCGACCCCGCGGAGGCGCUGCUGCGAGUGUUCAUGUACGACCUGCUCCCCGAGUUCCACUUCGGCCUGCUCGACUGGAAGCCCCCCGGCUUCGGCGGCGGCGUGUGGCCCGACGUCAGGGACGGCGUGCCGGACUACCCGGGGGGCCUCAACCUGCAGCACAGCAUCGAGUACUGGCUGACCCUCGACCUCCUGGCCUCCGAGCAGGGCGCGCCCACGCCCUGCGCGGCGGCGCGGGUGCGCCACGCCGCGGACGCCGACGUCGUCUUCGUGCCCUUCUUCGCCUCGCUCAGCUUCAACCGCCACUCCCGGGUCGUGCCGCCCGCGCGGGAUAGCGAGGACCGCGCGCUGCAGCGGAGGCUCCUCGAGUUCCUCGCCGCGCGGCCUGAGUGGCGGAGGACCGGCGGGCGGGACCACGUCGUGCUCGCGCACCACCCCAACGGGAUGCUCGACGCGCGCUACAGGUUCUGGCCCUGCGUCUUCGUGCUCUGCGACUUCGGGAGGUACCCGCCCAGCGUCGCCAACCUCGACAAGGACGUCAUCGCGCCCUACCGGCACCUCGUCUCCAACUUCGCUAAUGACACCGCAGGAUACGACGACCGGCCGACGCUGCUCUACUUCCAAGGCGCCAUCUACAGGAAGGACGGUGGUUCCAUCCGGCAGGAACUGUAUUACCUUCUGAAAGACGAGAAAGAUGUGCAUUUCUCUUUUGGAAGUGUAGCUGGUAACGGGAUCGAGCAAUCAACACAAGGGAUGCGGUCAUCCAAGUUCUGCCUCAACAUUGCAGGUGACACUCCAUCCUCCAACCGCCUCUUCGACUCCAUAGUCAGUCACUGUGUUCCCGUCAUCAUCAGCGAUGAGAUUGAGCUCCCGUUUGAGGAUGUCCUCGACUACUCAAAGUUCAGUGUCAUAGUUCGUGGCGCAGACGCAGUCAAGAAGGGGUUUCUAAUGAGCCUGAUCACAGGGAUCAGCCGAGAAGAGUGGACACGCAUGUGGAACAAGCUAAAGGAAGUAGAAAAGCACUUUGAGUACCAAUACCCAUCUCAGACUGAUGAUGCCGUGCAGAUGAUAUGGAAGGCUAUUGCUCGGAAGGUGCCCUCUAUCCGUCUGAAGAUUAACAGACUACGAAGAUUUUCUCGGUUUGAUACUAACAAGACAGAGGAGACUCUGCCCCAGUCUUCUUGGCUACAGAAUGAGGCUCCUUGA
Messenger RNA from Miscanthus lutarioriparius, 1389 nucleotides. NCBI's taxonomy places the organism in Eukaryota, Viridiplantae, Streptophyta, Magnoliopsida, Poales, Poaceae. The record is from the annotation of a GenBank genome assembly.